Molecule: messenger RNA, 1856 nt
Organism: Pollicipes pollicipes
Lineage: Eukaryota; Metazoa; Arthropoda; Thecostraca; Pollicipedomorpha; Pollicipedidae
Product: ankyrin repeat and sterile alpha motif domain-containing protein 1B
Exons: 10
Coding region: 156-1856 (566 amino acids)
Cellular component (GO): cytosol
Molecular function (GO): protein binding
Source: RefSeq, a predicted model, not a curated record
GGGGUGGGGCGUCAGCGUCCCGCGUGUUAUGUUGAGAGGAGGGUAGGUAGAUAGAAUGUAUUGCUUAUGGAUCUGUGACAGUUUGGUGGUGUGAGCUAUAGCUUAGUCGUCCAUGUAGAUCUUGGUCUGUUUUGUGAUGAACCCAAACAACUAAGAUGGGAAAGGAUCAAGAGCUGUUGGACGCAGCAAGGAAUGGCUAUUAUGCUGCAGUGGAGAAGAUCUUGCUGCAGAGAACCAGGCGCUCUGGACCUUUGGCGAGCCUGCGACGCGGCCCUGGGCCCAACAUCCAGGACACCAGCGGGUACACGGCGCUCCACCACGCCGCCCUCAACGGUCACAGGGAGGUGGUGGCACUGCUGAUGGCCCACGAGGCGUCGGUGAACCUGGCCGACCACCGCGGCUCGACGCCGCUCCACCUGGCCGCCUGGACCGGCAACGUGGAGGUGGUGCGCACGCUCAUCACGCACGGACCAGGCAUCGCCAACGUCGACUGCGUGAACAAGGACCACGAGACGCCGCUGCACUCGGCCUGCCAGUACGGCCACACGCCGGUGGUGCGGCUGCUGCUGGAGCACUGCUGCGACGCGGCCGUGCCCAACUGCCGCGGCGAGACGCCGCUCGACCUGGCCGCCCAGUACGGCCGGCUGGAGGCCGUCGAGCUGCUGGUGCGCGUGCGACACUCGCUGCUGGAGCCGUACCGGCCGGGCACCGCGGCCGGCGACGACCGGCUGCCGCACACGCCGCUCCACUCAGCCGCCAUGAACGGCCACAGGGCCGUGGUGAAGUUGCUGCUCGACUCAGGGAUGGACGUCAACAGCGUGACGCCGGCCGGCACCGCCCUGUUCGAGGCGGCGCUCUGCGGCAAGGUCGAGGUGGUGCGCUGCCUGCUGGCCGCCGGCAUCGACACGACCCUGCGCGACGGCUACGGCCGGGACGUGCUCACGCUGCUGGCCGAGAUCUCGACGCCCGUCACCACGCGCAUCCGACAGCUGAUUCAGGGCCGCGACCUGCUGGUGGACGUGGAGCCGUCGGAGCCGUGUGAGUCGACGGAGCCGACGGGUGCGAGCCCGCCGCCGCUGACCAUCAGUCCCGGCUCGCCGUACGAGAACGUGCUGCUGCCGCUGCCGUGUCGGACGGCGCCGGACGCGGCCGCCGGCCGGGCCGCGCCCCACUGGCCCAUCUACGACGUGCCGGCCCGCCGCCACCGCGCCGCCGCCGCCGUCUCCAAGUCGUCGGACGAGCUGAACGGGAUCGAGUUUGAGAGCCCCGUGAAGAACGGAGGGCGCGCCCCCAUUCUCCGUUCACACUCGUACGACAUGGACAAGCUCACGGACACCGAGUCAGACCCGCCGUCCCCGCCACCCAAGGCGCGACACCAGUCGACGGGAUCCUCGCUAGAUGGCAGCAGGCACCAGUCGACCGGCUCGUCGAUAGAUGGCAGCAGACAGCAGUCGGCCGGGUCGUCCAUAGAUGGCAGCAUUGGCCGGACUUCGGGGCAGCGUGUCACCUCCAGGGUGCGAUCGCUGGAUAAUGAAGGAACCUUCCCGUCAGUGGGGCUCAAGCCGGUGCCGCCGCCCAAGCCGCCUCGCCGGAGCAUCGCCUCGUCGCCACCCGUGCCCGAGGGCAUCUACGAGCUGCUGGCCGACGCCAAGUCGGGCGGCGGCGACAGCGAGCGGCUGGCCAACGGGCGGCGCGCCUACGAGAACGUGCACGGCUUCUGGCGGCUGCAGGAGCGGCAGGCGCGCGACGACAUCGGCCUGAACUCGGGCCGCGCGCGCGUUAAGGACCGCCGUCGCAACCGCACCAACGUGUACGAGAACUGCCGGCCGGGCGAGCUGACGGCGUGCACCCGCUGA